AUGAGCAAAAGACCAGAACUUGUUCCUCUCAAUUUGAAGAUUGAAUCCAGCAAAGAUGCAACUAUUGCUAACGCAACUGCGUUCCUCGAUAAAUUCUUACAUGAGGGUAUCGCCAUCCAUGCUGCCAACAACACAGUAGCUGCUCAACUCCACCAACUCCAUCAAGGCUUGAAGGACGAAAAGAAGAGAAGCCGUGGCCAUACAGCAACAACCGAAACUAAAGAAUUCUAA
This is a messenger RNA of Mucor velutinosus, 231 nucleotides long. Its product is annotated as Histidine kinase osmosensor. The record is from RefSeq and is a predicted model, not a curated record. The coding region runs from base 1 to 231 and encodes 76 amino acids. The transcript has a single exon. Lineage: Eukaryota; Fungi; Mucoromycota; Mucoromycetes; Mucorales; Mucoraceae.